Molecule: messenger RNA, 585 nt
Organism: Rodentolepis nana
Lineage: Eukaryota; Metazoa; Platyhelminthes; Cestoda; Cyclophyllidea; Hymenolepididae
Source: the annotation of a GenBank genome assembly
UUAAUUUUCCUUCAUGGAUUGGGAGAUACUGGAUCUGGUUGGGCCAAUAUUCUCCGCUAUGUUGUGCCACCUUAUUUCAAAGUCAUUUGCCCCAAUGCAAAGGAGAUUCCAGUCACUCUAAAUUUUGGAAUGGUGAUGCCGGCUUGGUAUGAUCUAUUCGGCCUCAGCCCUGAUGCAAAGCAAGAUGAAAGUGGUAUUAUUAGAGCUGCCAAUGAGUUGGCCAAAUUCGUUGAGGCGGAGAAGAAUGCAAAUAUUCCACCGGAGCGUAUUGUGGUGGGUGGUUUUUCACAAGGCGGAAGUACUGCGUACUACUACGCGUUGACGAACUCGGAGCCUAGGCUUGGUGGUCUUGUCGCUCUUAGCUCCUGGCUCCCUAUGCAUUCAAAGUUCCUUAGCGGAACUAGUACUAUAUCUGGAAACCGUGCGCUUCCAAUCCUCCAAUGUCACGGUGUAGAAGAUUUCAUGGUCCCCUAUGAACUUGGUGAAUUAAGCAGUUCAAUUAUGAAGCAAUUUGGUUUCAAUGAUUGUACUUUCAACGCGUAUCCGAAGAUGGGCCACUAUACUUCCGAUAAGGUGGGCUCAUGA